CAGUUUAUAAAAUAUGUUGACAAGUUAAUGUUGCUGAGAAUUUUAUAGAAACUUCUUUUUUUUGUAAUAUUUGUGAUUAAAAUAUUAAUUUUAUAUAUUAUUAUUUAUACAAAAGCAACUUUAUUGCUAUCAUGAGUGCCGAACAUCUGAGUGAAAACUAUCGCCUAAGGAAGCACUUCAUGGAAACUAACCAAGUACCAUCUCAAAGCCUCAUUAGAAAUAAGAUGUCUGCCCCACUGGCAGCCGUAUACUUCAAGAGCAUGAGUCCGAAGCUUAAAGUCUUAGCCGGCCUCGAACCUCCCAUGAAAGGCGGCGGAGGCGACUGGUACGUCCCCCCAAAAGACCUUUUAGAUGGCAGAACAGUCUUAAAACCUCUGAAGAAAGAAUAUCUGUCGAAACUUAACUAUCUUGGUAUAGACGCCAUUUGUGUGAAAAUGAUGGAUAGGAAGAUGAAGUCAAUGCUGGCAAAAAGAAGCGAAAUGAUUGCUGAAAGCGACGAGAGAUGGAAAGUUUUAGUUGAAAACGAAUGCGGCCAGCACCGUGAGCACAUUUCUAAGGAAGCUGCAGCUAGGAACACUGAAUUAAUACGACAUACAUUUGACCAGUUUAAGUAUUUAUACGGAUCAUCUAUUAAUAUUAUAGAAAAUUUAUUAUUUGAAGCAGCGUGUAGUGAAAUCAAAAGAAUACAAAAUGAAGCUCUUCAAAAAAUGCAGAAUAAGUACAAAACACUAUUACACCAGCAGGCGACUGGUUUAUACGAUACAUACACACAUAAACUAAAUAUAGACCAGUUAAGAUCAAGAACUGAAUUUGUUGAAAAUCUAGCAAGGCAUCACACUACAACGAAAAAUAAAAUACACGACACCGCCGUAGAGAAACAUGUUACCAUUGAAAAAUUGAGGCAAUACUUAGAAUGCCAACGUUUAGCCUGCCAAGUUUAUGUAGCCUUGAAAGAACGAGAAACAUGUGAUGAGGAAAUCGAAGAUAGUCGUCAAAAACACAAGAAAAAAGCCAAGACCUUAAAGGAUGAAAUAGACUACAAAGAUUUUAAUAUUUUGUGUCACCAGGAGAAAGAAAAGACACAGCUAGAGUUCAGCAUCAUUUGGAAGAAGAAAGUUUCGCACAUUGUGAAAACGUUCCAAACUUUUGUGACGUACUGUCUGACCUCGUUGCCAGAAUAUGCUGAGUUUUUCAUUAACAUGGAAAAAUUGAUGCUGCUGCAGGUGGACAAAGCUUUAAGUAAUCCGAGCGCGAAAAGUAUCUUUAAAUGUGAAUACAUUUACAAAGAUCCGAGACCUGAACCACAUCCAUUUUAUCUCUUCUGUGAUAAACGUUAUAACCCAGACGGUCCUCGCCUUGACAAAGAUCUCUGUCCAAUGCAUUGUACAUCUAGCACAUCCGUCAUGCCAGUCAUAGUAAUAAAUAAGCGUUGUUUGUACGCAGCUUGUGAUAACUUCCAACAGUUCAGUAACAAAGCUAAAUCAUACAUACAUGGCGAGCGCGGGGACGAUAUCGAUUUCCGAGAUGAUCACCUCUAUGAACACGAUGUACCUAUUAGGUACUCAUCAUCGCAACAACUGAAAGAACUAAAAUUAGAAAGUUCCUUAGUGCGAGUAUUGGAGCAAGAGUUCCCGAACAUAGGAGGAGCGGCUAUACAUUGUGGCGUCUGCAAAACACCUCACUGCUUCUGCACCGACACUGAUACCUCGAAACCGACAAUUGACUCAAGCAAAUCUCCCAAAGCAGCGCCCAUACAACAAGAAAUGACUGAACAUCACAUAUCAGCAGGCAUACCAGGCCCAGAAAGUCAGUUAGAAUCCAAAUGGGAGGGUUACUUAAAGUCUAUUGAGCCCAGAAAAUGCGUAUGUCUCAAAGCAGCUAAAAAGCAUUUGACUGAUCACUUGCCUGUUUAUAUGAGACAAUCGAUCUACAAUCCGCCUUUUUUGCCUAACUACGAAAUAUGUCCACUUCCGACCUUAAGGAGGAUGGUCAAGGAGGCGAGAGGGUCCGUUGUCGUGCCAUCACCAGAACCUAAAGAAUCCAAAACGAGAGACACGGCCACUCAGUGUGACGAUGUAGAAUAUGAAACCUUCUGCACUUGUUUAUCUGAAACUGAGCUGCAUCUUCUUAUGGAAAAUAGGACUACUGCAGGAUCGAUAAUAUACCAUCUGGCAAAGACAACAGAAAAGUUUGAUCUUGUACCUUGCACUGCACCCGCCAGCCUGACAGCCGUACGUGAUACAUCGUUUGCGAUGGACAGGGCGAAUUCCUUGAGGGCGCUUAUAGGAGAUUCACCUGAACUUGAAGAAAUAUUUAAGAAAGGUCUUAAAGAUAAACCUUGAAAUUAAAAUAAGAUUUUUAUUUCUUGUCUUUAGAUUAUUUUUGUUCAUAGCUUAUUUUAAUUUAUAGAUAUAUUUAUUACUAGUGGUCUUUAAAGGUAUUUAUGGUUCUAUCCUACUUCUCUAUUAUAACAUCUAUGUGCCUUGAAUGAGGGCUUUUGAGAUUGUUAUAAUUACUAAUUUUAUUGUUGUAUUUUUAUAAAUAAACUAUUUUUUGUAA
Molecule: messenger RNA, 2559 nt
Organism: Helicoverpa armigera (cotton bollworm)
Lineage: Eukaryota; Metazoa; Arthropoda; Insecta; Lepidoptera; Noctuidae
Exons: 1
Coding region: 132-2342 (736 amino acids)
Source: RefSeq, a predicted model, not a curated record